ACGGUCCAAGGCUGCCGUGCACGAGCCGCCACCGUAGCAGAGGCUGCGAAAGAUUCCGACCAGCGGAUCCACUCUUUCCGACUCGUCUCCCUUCCGCCCCCGCCCAGGUGCGUCCGACGGCCUGCUCCUCGACUCCGCCGUCGCCGCUGGAGAUCCGGCAACAGAGCAGGGGGGGAUCCGGGAGCGAUCGGGAGGGAUGCGGCAUCAGCAUCGGGGAGGCGGCGGCGGGGGCCGGCCGGAGCCCGGGCUGAUGACGAGGGCGGUGGACAAGGUCUUCCGCUUCUUCCGCCUCGCCGAGUUCGAGAUCCUCUUCGUCCUCUUCUUCCUCAUCGCCUUCCUCUUCUUCAAGGAUCUCAUGUCACGACCACAGUACAAUGACAUCUUUGUCAAGAAGCCUGAUCUAGAUGGCGGCUGGCCGUAGAGGGUAGGAAUCACAAAAUGUUCUUAUUGUAGUGUAAUCUUUUCUGUUACAGUGUUGCCUUGAGUACAUUCUGUAGAUUCUUCUUUGAAUUAUGUUGCCAUGGCCAGUUUUCCGAAAGAUUUUCUUGCUUAAUGUACUACUUAUGUCAUUGUUUUGGUAUGGACCUUCAUUUCUCUGUUCUCUGCAAGCAAGCUAAGGUGCUUGCUUUCUUCAUUUAUGUUGUGUGACAUCCUCAUCAGUUUCAAGUAACACUUGGUGUAUGAAUUAUGAAAUAGAAUACUCUCGGUUGGUUGGUCA
Messenger RNA from Brachypodium distachyon (stiff brome), 718 nucleotides. RefSeq lists its product as uncharacterized. Lineage: Eukaryota; Viridiplantae; Streptophyta; Magnoliopsida; Poales; Poaceae. The transcript has 3 exons. The record is from RefSeq and is a predicted model, not a curated record. Bases 197 to 421 code for a protein of 74 amino acids.